AUGGACCCGACGGUCGAGAAGGGCAACGCCCAACACCUCGAACACGCAUCCGACACAUCUGAGGACCACAACAACGCAAAGGGCCUCGCUGUUGCUUUCGAAGAGGGCAAGGACUCUGGUCUGAGCGAUGCUCACCUCUGUAGCGAUGCAGAUAACAAGCGUAUCCUUAAAAAGACUGAUAUAUGGAUGCUCUCCCUACUCUGUAUGGUCUACUUCCUUCAAUCGGCAGAUAAGGGUAUCAUCGGUUUGACUGCCGUUUAUGGCCUGAAGAAAGACGCACACCUUGUCGGCAAUGACUACUCGAACAUUGGCAACAUCGGUUACUACGCACAACUUGCUGUCCAGCCCCUAGCCGCUUGGGUCCUCGUCAAGUUGCGAUACCGUCAGGUGUUACCCGUCAUCAUUACCUGCUGGGGUAUCUCUGUCGCAGGUGGUCUUGGCGGUUCGCGAAACUACGCUGGUCUUCUUGCAUCCCGUUUCUUCCUCGGAGCCUUUGAAGCUGCCGUCGUCCCCCUGUUCUCGAUGAUCACUAUUGCCUUCUACAGACGCUCUGAACAACCGUUCCGCGUUGCUUGCUGGUACAGCUGUUAUGGUUUGAGUACUUUGAUCAGCGCCCCAAUCGUUUAUGGCUUCGGUCGCAUACACUCAUCCACGCUCUACCGAUAUCAAGUGGUCUAUAUCUUCUUUGGCUUAUUGACCGCGAGUGAUUACAUAAUCAUCGGUCUGGGUACCUACUGGUGGGCCCAUGACAGCCCGGGCGAAGCCCGAUACCUCUCUCCCGAAGAUCGCCUCAAGGCCGUCGAUCGUCUGAAGGCCAAUCAGCAGGGAAUCGUCUCUCACAAGUUCAACUGGAAGCAAGUUGCAGAGGCCUUUACUGAGCUGAAGUACUGGUUUUACAUGAUCAUGGUUAUCGCUGUCAACGCAGGUGCCUCCGUCUCGUCGGUCUUCGGCUCGAUCAUCCUGCAAAACCUGGCCGGCUUUACCCCUGACCAGGCUGUCCUCCUCAACAUGCCAUUUGGUGCCCUUCAAUUCGUCUCCAUCCUUGGUGCAUCCUAUCUCGCCUACCGGUUCAAGCGCAAGUCGCCGUUCCUCCUGGGUCUAGUGACCAUCGUCAUUGUGGGAGUCUCCCUGAUGGUCGCCCUUCCUAAGACCAAGAACAACAAGGGCGGUCUCCUAGCUGGAUACUACCUCAUUGCCUUUGUAUACGCCAUUAACCCUCUCCUCAUCUCAUGGAUGGGUGGAAACUGUGCUGGACAGACGAAGAAGGCUAUCUACUACACCAGCUUCAACGCCGGAAAUGCUCUCGGAAACAUCAUCACCCCUUACAUCUUCGACUCCAAGUUCGCACCUCAAUACGUCAAUGCCCUUAAAGGUAUUCUUAUCAUCUGGUGCAUCCUUUGGGCCGUCGUCGUCCUCCAGAUCAUCAAUAUCACCUGGAUGCAGAAGAAGAAGGGCGAUCAGCGUGAAGCAGCUGGACUCCCCAGAGUCAUCGAGGAUCUGUCUAUGAGCGACAAGUUCCACGAAGCUGGUGCCGAGAUCCACGGCGAAAAUGGUCUGCAGGACAUGACUGACAGACAGAACAUCUACUUCUCGUACUUGUUGUAA
This is a messenger RNA of Aureobasidium pullulans EXF-150, 1605 nucleotides long. Its product is annotated as MFS general substrate transporter. The coding region runs from base 1 to 1605 and encodes 534 amino acids. Gene Ontology annotation, cellular component: membrane. Gene Ontology annotation, molecular function: transmembrane transporter activity. NCBI's taxonomy places the organism in Eukaryota, Fungi, Ascomycota, Dothideomycetes, Dothideales, Saccotheciaceae. The transcript has 4 exons. The record is from RefSeq and is a predicted model, not a curated record. Gene Ontology annotation, biological process: transmembrane transport.